Empidonax traillii (willow flycatcher) is the source of this 3504-nucleotide messenger RNA. It is a transcript of the gene SLC17A8, whose product is annotated as solute carrier family 17 member 8. The coding region runs from base 4 to 1809 and encodes 601 amino acids. Lineage: Eukaryota; Metazoa; Chordata; Aves; Passeriformes; Tyrannidae. The transcript is spliced from 12 exons. Gene Ontology annotation, cellular component: excitatory synapse; synaptic vesicle membrane. Gene Ontology annotation, biological process: synaptic transmission, glutamatergic; regulation of synapse structure or activity; neurotransmitter loading into synaptic vesicle. Gene Ontology annotation, molecular function: neurotransmitter transmembrane transporter activity; L-glutamate transmembrane transporter activity. The record is from RefSeq and is a predicted model, not a curated record.
UGAAUGCUUGUUGACAUAAGGGAUUUACUGAAGAAGAAAGACAAAAUGCCUUUCAAAGGGCUCAGUUCACUGAAAGAAAGAUUUUUUAACCCAGGAAAGGAAGAGGUGAAGAACACCAUUAGUGACUCGCUGGGGAAUCUGAGAAGGAAAAUCGAUGGCAUCAAUGUAGAGGAGGAUCACAUUGAGCUGACAGAAGAGGGACGGCCCGUGCAGGCAAGCACCCGCAAGCCAGCGCUGUGUGAAUGCUAUUGCUGUGGGCUACCCAAGCGCUACAUCAUCGCCAUAAUGAGCGGUCUGGGCUUUUGCAUCUCUUUCGGAAUUAGGUGCAACCUGGGUGUUGCCAUUGUGGAAAUGGUGAACAAUAGCACCGUUUAUGUCAAUGGGAAACCAGAGCUGCAGACAGCCCAAUUCAACUGGGAUCCAGAGACCGUGGGACUCAUUCAUGGCUCUUUUUUCUGGGGUUACAUUGUGACACAAAUUCCAGGAGGGUUCAUUGCAAACAAACUGGCUGCUAACAGGGUAUUUGGAGCAGCUAUCUUUCUAACAUCUACAUUGAACAUGAUCAUCCCUUCUGCAGCAAGAGUGCAUUAUGGCUGUGUGAUGUUUGUCAGGAUUCUUCAAGGUCUGGUGGAGGGUGUCACCUACCCAGCCUGCCAUGGGAUGUGGAGUAAAUGGGCUCCGCCGCUGGAGAGGAGCAGGUUGGCUACCACAUCAUUCUGUGGGUCUUAUGCAGGUGCAGUGGUUGCCAUGCCACUGGCGGGUGUGCUGGUACAGUAUAUAGGAUGGUCAUCUGUCUUCUAUAUUUAUGGAAUGUUUGGGAUUGUUUGGUACAUGUUCUGGUUGCUUCAUGCCUAUGAGAGUCCUGCUGCACAUCCAACAAUAAGCAACGAAGAAAGAAUAUAUAUAGAAACAAGUAUAGGAGAAGGAGCUAGCCUGGCUAAUGCAAGUAAAUUUAGUACUCCGUGGAAGAGAUUUUUCACUUCAAUGCCAGUUUAUGCAAUCAUUGUGGCAAACUUCUGCAGAAGCUGGACCUUCUAUUUGCUCCUUAUAAGUCAGCCUGCUUACUUUGAAGAAGUCUUUGGAUUUGCAAUAAGCAAGGUUGGCCUUUUGUCAGCAGUUCCUCACAUGGUCAUGACAAUCAUCGUACCCAUCGGAGGGCAGCUAGCUGACUUCCUACGGAGCAGGAAGAUCUUAACCACCACCACUGUAAGGAAGGUCAUGAACUGUGGAGGCUUUGGGAUGGAAGCAACCUUACUUUUGGUGGUUGGUUACUCUCAUACAAAAGGAGUGGCCAUUUCCUUUCUGGUGUUAGCAGUAGGCUUCAGUGGCUUUGCCAUUUCAGGAUUCAACGUGAAUCACUUGGACAUAGCCCCACGUUAUGCCAGCAUUCUGAUGGGGAUCUCCAACGGCGUGGGGACACUGUCAGGAAUGGUGUGUCCACUCAUUGUUGGUGCAAUGACAAAACAUAAGACUCGUGAAGAAUGGCAGAACGUCUUUCUGAUCGCAGCCCUGGUGCAUUACAGUGGUGUGAUAUUCUAUGCCAUCUUUGCUUCUGGGGAGAAGCAGGAAUGGGCUGACCCUGAAAACCUCAAUGAAGAGAAAUGUGGCAUAAUUGAUCAGGAUGAACUGGCUGAAGAAACAGAGAUGAACAAUGAAACUUUUGUAAGUCCAAAGAAAAUGUAUGGUGCUACCAGUCAAAAUAGUGAAGUACAGAGAAGGGAAUGGAGGAAGCAAAAGCAAGUAACUCAAGACACAGAAGAACAGACUUCAUACUAUUAUGAAAAUGGAAAUUUUCAAGAUUUGUCUUAAUAUUUAAAACUGUAAGAUUUGUAUAGCAUCUACUCCCUUGACCCCUUCUGCCUAGCCACCCCAAACCAUCAGGUAUCCAUGUUUAUUCUCUUAUUCCAUUAUGUAGCAUCUGGCCGUUGGCCAGAUUCAAGGGGUGAUAGUUCCCUCCUAAUAUUGUGGAAGAGGGCUCAUGACAAAGCGACUGGGAGAAAUGACACUAAAUCCUCUCCCAGCCAUCAUAUGCCCUUGGAAGCAUUUCUGUGCCCAUUAGAUGACCAGCCAGCAGGGCUCCUGCCUGAUACAAGCUGUAAGACUGACUGUAGGAGCAAGGAGUUCCCUCAUCUUCUCAUCUGAACAGAGAAAGGACGAUUCAUAUCCGAUGGAUCCACAGUGAUCUGUGUAAUCACUGGGGCUCCAGUGGUGUGACAGUCUGCUGUGAGUGACCCUGCUUUGCCUUUUUAGGAUUCCUCUAGAUUGAUACUUAAAAUGCUUAUUCCAUGUCAAAACAUGAGCUCAUGCUAAAAGAUCAGAGUAGAGUGAAAAGCAAAUUUAUAACUGUAGGCUGUAAUUAAUUACUAGUGGUCACUCAACAAAAGGGAGUGGAAUAUGUAGCAAAAGUGGCAUAGUGUUGCUUCAAUAGUUCAUUCAAAUUGAUUGACAAUCUUCUUUAUAUGCACAGCCCACAAAGUCUGGAUAAGGCAAAUAAAAUUUCACACCCUGCAAAGAUUUUGUGCUGGCAUGAAAUAAUUUUGAAUACAAAAUCAUCAUUAGUGAUGCAAUAUUAUUACUCCUUAUGAAAGGAAAUCUUAGUCCUGUUUGGACUAGGAUUCUCAUUCAAUUCAUUGUUGUGAAGUAAUUUAAAUAUAUUUUUCUAGUAAUAUACUGAUAGAGUUCCUGGUCUCAACACCAACAGUCUUCAUUUAGGUGAAUCAGCUUCCUUACAGGAGUAGUCUUUAGUUCUGGGUCUGUAACUUUUCAAUGCCUCAGUCUUGUUUUUGUUACAAAUGAAGCACUGUACCAUCUGAGAGUUAUGGGGGUACCUAUGUCCAGAAGUAAUUCUCUUUUGCCAUUGAUAUAUGUUUGACAGUAUAAAGUGGCUUUAGCCUUUUUCUACCAUUUUUAGAAUCAACUAGUGGAGCAUGCUCUGUCAUCUCAAACAGUUAGCUGCAGCUCAGAGACUCAUUAUGACAUCGAUACUCUUUCAGAACGGAUAAUUUCAGUAAGCUGUGUUUUAAUUUGUCUCUCAUUAUGACUACUGCCUCAUUAAACUCAAGUGAUGUCUAGCCUAUGCUGUGCUUUGUGAUGUUUCAGUGUUAUUGUUCUCAUGUACCAUAUAUAGCCACUGUGAUGCACAUGAGUUUUGAACAUUUCUCAGAAGCAUUUUUUUUUUUUUUUUUUGAAGUGCAAUUGAAUACCAGGAGUGAAAUUACACUUGUACAUUUGUUUGAAUCCACAGAAGAUUUAUCUUCCCUACAAAUGUAAUUAAAAAGGGAGACUGGAAAGUUAGUUGAUUUUCCGUUCAUGUCUCGUUUCUUUUCAACCCAGAAAAAUCCAGUCUACAACUGUGUAUAAAUAAGAUGGAAAGUGAGUCGAAUGGAUGCAUACCAAAUUUGACUUCAGUGAAGACUUUUCAGUUGGUAUGAGCAGAUAAUUUAAUGAUAGGGGUAUUUUUAUGGUACAGCUCAAUCCCACUCUGACAAAAAUGCAGUUUAUUAA